Molecule: messenger RNA, 1599 nt
Organism: Populus nigra (black poplar)
Lineage: Eukaryota; Viridiplantae; Streptophyta; Magnoliopsida; Malpighiales; Salicaceae
Exons: 7
Coding region: 318-1208 (296 amino acids)
Biological process (GO): regulation of DNA-templated transcription
Cellular component (GO): nucleus
Molecular function (GO): protein heterodimerization activity
Source: RefSeq, a predicted model, not a curated record
ACACGUACGGAUGGAUAAUCCAUGGAAAUGAUACCUGUUUUUAUAAGGUUUUGGAUCUAAACAAAGAUCGAUGCUUCUUAUCCUUGUUGUUGUUUGUAAGAUUAUUACAGUUCAUCACGAGGAAAUGAUUUUGCUUUGAAUUAAAAACAAAUAAUUUCUACUAUCUCUUUCUUUCUGUUUUUUUUUUUCGUUUUGUGAUUAUUUAAUGCUUCAAAUCUGACCAAACCAUGAAGAAGAAGCUUGAUACUCGUUUUCCAGCUUUUGAAGAAUUUGGUGGAAGCUGUGGCAUCAGCCUUGUGAUAUUGAGGCAUAUAUAGAUGAAGUUGCCUUUGUUGUUGGAGUGUUUAGCUGGUGAGGCUCGCAUAAAGAAAAUUAUGCAAGCUGAUGAGGAUGUUGGGAAGAUAGCACUGGCAGUGCCUGUUUUAGUUUCCAAAGCAUUGGAAUUGUUUCUGCAAGACCUCUGUGACCGUACCCAUGAGAUCACCCUUCAGCGAGGAGCAAAGACUAUGAGUGCUUUGCAUUUAAAACAUUGUGUACAGAGCUAUAACGUGUUUGAUUUUCUGAGAGAAAUUGUCAGCAGGGUUCCUGACUACAGUCAUGGUCAUUCCGAUUCCACAGGGGAUCAUAGACCUCUUCAAAAGAGAAAGCCCACUGGAGAUGAAUGCAAUGACAGUGACGAGGAGUUGAAGAGAAGCAGGAUGCAUGAGAUGAGCCAUGCAGGCAGCAGUGGCAGAGGAAGAGGUCGAGGACGAGGGAGAGGUCGUGGAAGAGGUGCUCGAAAUAUAGAAAGAGAGUCUUCUAGUCGUGACCUUGAACCAGAAUCCUGCACAACUGUUCAGCAGAGCAUUAAAAAUAACAACAAUCCUGGAGUAGUGAUGGACAAUGGCUCAGAGUCUAAGGAAUCAGUGAAGGAAAAUAACAGGGUCAGUGAUGCUACCAAUCAACCAGAACGAAACUUUGAUCUGAAUGCAGAGGUUAAUGAUAGUGAGGAUGCAAAGGCUGCAGCAGCGCCAGCUGCCACCACCACAACAACAACCACCACCUCAGCCCCCAGCUCAUCAGUAGAGCCUGCUGCUGAAACUAACCAUGAAGAAUAUCCAGGUUGGUCACUUUCUGAAAUGGACAAGAUCGUUAUUGACCCUCUUCAGCUUGCACAGCUCAGCAAAAGAUUAGACGAGGAGGAGGAAGAUUACGACGAAGAAGGCUGAUUAGCUGAUCUUAAUAUCAGCUGGCUCUUAGAAAAGAUUAGUGGUUGGGAACACAAUUAAUAGGCAUGGAGACAAGGAGAGAAGAAACAGCAGGACUCAACCACAUAGAUGCCCUAGGUGGAAAACGGAGAUAUGCGCUGUCCAUUCUCCCUACGAAAAGGCUGGUUCUGAUUUUCUACUUUUAUUCUGUGUCAUCAUCUUUAUGCAUCCUCUGUGAUGCCAUUCUCUAACAACUUCCUAUAGUGGUAGAUUUUCUGAAAAUGUGAGAUAGUCUGUGUAACUUAACUAUCUGAUGCAGGAAGGAUGGGGUAGCCCUAGUAGGAGCUGUAGUUUGAGAAUGUUUUAUGUGAACUCUCUUUGUUUUAGUUUAGCCAUAUUCCAGUAGGAUGUA